Myotis myotis is the source of this 3977-nucleotide messenger RNA. It is a transcript of the gene AGAP3, whose product is annotated as ArfGAP with GTPase domain, ankyrin repeat and PH domain 3. The record is from RefSeq and is a predicted model, not a curated record. Gene Ontology annotation, cellular component: nucleus. NCBI's taxonomy places the organism in Eukaryota, Metazoa, Chordata, Mammalia, Chiroptera, Vespertilionidae. Gene Ontology annotation, molecular function: GTP binding; GTPase activity; GTPase activator activity. Gene Ontology annotation, biological process: proteasome-mediated ubiquitin-dependent protein catabolic process. The transcript is spliced from 18 exons. Bases 193 to 3474 code for a protein of 1093 amino acids.
UCCUUGCUGGGCAGGCUCCGGGCCUCGCCAGGUCUGGGCUUGCCGGCCGCGCGGUGGAGGAGUUGUGGGACUCAGUCGACCGAUGCCAGGUGCCCAGAGGCCGGAGGUCCGUGCGCCGCGGCCCCGGCCCCGGCCCGGGCCUCGCCCCGCGCCCCUCGCCAUGGGCCUGGCCCUUGCCCGCGGGCCCUGACCAUGGAGCAGGGCUGGCCGCCCGGGGACAGCUGCAGCCGGGAGCGGCCCGCCGCCUGCCGCCGCGCCCUCAGUGUCUGCGACUCGCUGGACCUGCACGGCGCCCCGGCCGACCGCGCGGCCCCCGCCCUGCCGGCCGCCCUGUGCGCUGGGCGCGAGCCGCCGGCACGGCCGCUGAGCGUGUGCUCCGGGGACCCGGGGCCGGCGCCCUCCGGCGCCCGCAGCCUGCUGCUCGGCUUCCUGCGCCCGCGCCUCGGUCGCCGAGGCCCCGCCGACGGCCGCCCGCUGGUCCCGGGGCCCGCGCCCCCCGAGCGCCCCGGCUCCGCCGCGCCCAGCCCCGCGCCCGCUCGGCGCAGCCGCUCCGGGGGCUCCCAGGCGCCGCGGCCGCGGCCCACCAGCAUGACGUUCCUGGAGGUGAACCGCCUGGAGCUGGCCGAGGCCGAGGCGGGCGCGGGGCUGGGGCGCGCGGGCAGCGCCGGCUUCCUGCGGGGCGCCUCGCUCUGGAGCAGCCAGCGCUGGCAGGUGUGGCGCGGCGGCGGCGGCGGCGGCGGGCGCGCGGCCCCGGGGCCCCGGCGCGGCCUGUCGGCGCUGAAGAAGAGCUUCAGCUUCCGCCUGCGCCGCGGCCAGGAGAUCCGGCGCUCGGAGUCGGGGCCGCUGCCCCGCGCGCGCACCCGCAGCGACGGCGACGCCAGCUCGCUGGGCGCCUUCCCCAGCCGCCGGGACUUGCUGCUGGGCGCCGAGGCCCCGCGCGCCGCGCCCGAGCCCGGUCGCCCCCGCUCCGCCGCCGGCCUCUGGAAGCUGCUCACCAGCCGCUUCCGCCGCAGGGACCCCGCGCCGCAGCCCGCGCCCGUCGAGCCGCUGUGGAGCCGCCGGGCGGCCGCCGCCCCCGGGCUCCUGGGCGCGCUGAGCGACUCCUUUGUGAACAGCCAGGAGUGGACCCUGAGCCGCUCGGUGCCGGAGCUUAAAGUGGGCAUUGUGGGGAACCUGUCUAGUGGAAAGUCGGCCCUUGUGCACCGCUAUCUGACGGGGACCUAUGUCCAGGAGGAGUCCCCUGAAGGGGGUCGGUUUAAGAAGGAGAUUGUGGUGGAUGGCCAGAGUUACCUGCUGCUGAUCCGAGAUGAAGGAGGCCCACCUGAGCUCCAGUUUGCUGCCUGGGUGGACGCGGUGGUGUUUGUGUUCAGCCUGGAGGAUGAGAUCAGCUUCCAGACAGUGUACAACUACUUUCUGCGCCUCUGCAGCUUCCGCAACGCCAGCGAGGUGCCCAUGGUGCUGGUGGGCACGCAGGAUGCCAUCAGUGCCGCCAACCCCCGCGUCAUCGACGACAGCAGGGCCCGCAAGCUGUCCACAGACUUGAAGCGCUGCACCUACUAUGAGACGUGCGCCACCUACGGGCUCAAUGUGGAGCGCGUCUUCCAGGACGUGGCCCAGAAGGUGGUGGCCUUGCGGAAGAAGCAGCAGCUGGCCAUCGGGCCCUGCAAGUCACUGCCCAACUCCCCCAGCCACUCGGCAGUGUCCGCCGCCUCCAUCCCGUCCGUGCACAUCAACCAGGCCACGAAUGGCGGCAGCAGCGCAUUCAGCGACUACUCGUCCUCAGUCCCCUCCACCCCCAGCAUCAGCCAGCGGGAGCUGCGCAUCGAGACCAUCGCUGCCUCCUCCACCCCCACACCCAUCCGCAAGCAGUCCAAGCGGCGUUCCAACAUCUUCACGUCUCGGAAGGGUGCCGACCUGGACCGGGAGAAAAAGGCCGCCGAGUGCAAGGUGGACAGUAUCGGGAGUGGCCGGGCCAUCCCCAUUAAACAGGGCAUCCUGCUGAAGCGCAGCGGCAAGUCCCUGAACAAGGAGUGGAAGAAGAAGUACGUGACGCUCUGUGACAACGGGCUGCUCACCUACCACCCCAGCCUGCACGAUUACAUGCAGAACAUCCACGGCAAGGAGAUCGACCUGCUGCGGACAACAGUGAAAGUGCCAGGGAAGCGCCUGCCCCGAGCCACGCCGGCCACAGCCCCCGGCACCAGCCCCCGGGCCAACGGGCUGGCCCUGGAUCGGAGUAGCACGCAGCUGGGUGGGGGCACAGUCUUACCCUUCCCCUCUCCAGGCGCCCCCCACUCGGCCAGCAGUCCUGCCUGGGCUGGCCUGCGUCCCGAGGGGCUGCACCAGCGCUCCUGCUCCGUUUCCAGUGCCGACCAGUGGAGUGAGGCUGCUGCCCUGCCCCCAGCCAGUGGCCCAGCUGAGGUGCUCGGUUCCAGCCCCAAGCUGGAGCCUCCCCCAUCUCCCCACUCCAACCGGAAGAAGCACCGGAGGAAAAAGAGCACCGGGACCCCCCGACCAGACGGCCCCAGCAGUGCUGCCGAAGACGUGGAGGAGUCCUUUGAAUUUGUGGUGGUGUCCCUCACCGGGCAGACGUGGCACUUCGAGGCCUCGACGGCAGAGGAGCGGGAGCUGUGGGUACAGAGCGUGCAGGCCCAGAUCCUCGCCAGCCUGCAGGGCUGCCGCAGCGCCAAGGACAAGACUCGACUGGGGAACCAGAAUACAGCUCUGGCUGUGCAGGCCGUCCGUACUGUUCGUGGCAACAGCUUCUGUAUCGACUGCGACGCCCCCAAUCCAGACUGGGCCAGCCUGAACCUGGGCGCCCUGAUGUGUAUCGAGUGCUCAGGGACCCACCGACAUCUUGGGGCUCACUUGUCUCGGGUCCGUUCCCUUGACCUCGAUGACUGGCCACCUGAGCUGCUGGCUGUCAUGACUGCCAUGGGCAAUGCCCUGGCCAAUAGCGUCUGGGAGGGGGCUCUGGAUGGCUAUGCAAAGCCAGGGCCUGACGCCUGCAGAGAGGAGAAGGAGCGCUGGAUACGGGCCAAGUACGAACAGAAGCUCUUCCUGGCCCCACUGCCGAGCUCAGAUGUGCCACUGGGGCAGCAGCUGCUCCGGGCCGUGGUGGAGGACGACCUGCGGUUGUUGGUGAUGCUUCUGGCACAUGGGUCCAAGGAGGAGGUGAACGAGACUUAUGGCGAUGGGGACGGGCGGACGGCUCUGCAUCUCUCCAGUGCCAUGGCCAAUGUUGUUUUCACACAGCUGCUCAUCUGGUAUGGAGUGGACGUGAGGAGUCGGGAUGCCCGGGGCUUGACUCCACUGGCCUAUGCUCGCCGGGCUGGAAGCCAGGAGUGUGCAGACAUUUUGAUCCAGCAUGGCUGCCCUGGGGAGGGCUGUGGCUUAACACCUACCCCCAACAGAGAGCCUGCCAAUGGCACCAACACCUCUGCUGAGCUGCACCGAAGCCCUAGCCUCCUUUAAGGCCCAGGAAGAGGGCAGUGGUCAGAAGGACUCCAUACCCUGGGUACCUCCUCCCAAUAGGCACUGGGGAAAACAAAAAUACAGAGACUGAGAAGUAGAGACAUGCAGAAAGGAAGAAGGAGACAAACAAACAGCUAAAUGGGGCGACAGAUCAGAGGAGACGUCUGGGAUUUGAGCUGCAGCAGAGAGGGUGUGGAGGUAUUUAGCCUUCUUCCCUGUGGUGCCAUUGAGAAGGGACAGGACCCUUUGGAGGUACCUGUAAGGAGAGGGGAGCAGGACCUCUCCCUCCUCCAGAUUGCUACCCUCCAGUGCCAGCCCCCUGCGAACUUCAUCUCAAAGUGGAGCCUGGAUAAAGCACAGGUUGGGGGUGCUGGAUGAAAUACAAGGGGGUGAUCUGUGAGUCCCAUGUAAAUUUGUACAUUCAAAUAUUUAUGUUUGUGUACAUAUUUGGUGUGAGUGUAUGAUGAGCCAAUAAACCAGACUGUGUGGUCUUGUUUCCCCCU